UGUAGCUUGCACACAGCUGAAGAAGGCUGGGGAAGAGUCAUCUUUAGCUCUCUGUAAUGAGACCAGUACCACCACCACAACCAUGUCACCUUCAUCAUUACGAAGUAGCACAGAGCCCAGCGGGCUAACACAGGCCAGCCCUGAGCCCGACCCACACGCCCUGGCUUUCCCCUCAAGCGGAUCCUCGUGUGACCCUACAACAGGCAGCCUCAGGAGGCCACGCAGGGUUCGGAUGCUCAGGAGGAGCUGGAGCACCUUAAUGCCAGGUUCCAAGAGCUUGGAAGCACUGUUAGAAAAGACCAAAGCCACAUUUACAGGGAAGAAUGACGGUCAAAAUUCGAAGUCCCAAGAUCCCCCAAAAGAGAGGAGGACAUUCUCAGCCAAAACCUUACCCAAGAGCUUGUCCCAUGGUUCAGUCGCCUCUAAUUCGUCUGGUAGACGGCUGCUAAGAGGAGCCUCUCUGUUGCUGACAGAGUCAACAGCACCGAGGCUGGAUGCUGCUACGUGGAGGUGCCAUGGGCCGUUCAGUCACUGCUUCCUCAGGAGAAAGUUAAGCACUUAUAGCGGGGACGACGAUGGAGAGAUGCCCCCACGAGCUCUGUUCUCUGACAGCUCGGUUUCUUCCAGUGGCAAGGAAAAAACUACCCUGAAAGCAGACAAAAAGGCUGAGCAGAGCAACAUGGCCCCAGCUAUGAAUGGCAUGAGCCUACAAGCGAGACUUGCUUGUAUAAAUUCGAUGAAGGGAAAAACCUACAGCCUUCACACAGGGUUUGCACUUGCACGGAAGGAUGCCUUAGACAUGAUAAGCAUAUUGCGUUCCAGCGUAGGCCGCUUGGCCAAAGGUGACGUGCCCGAGGUCACCGAUGCUGACAUGGAAACAUUCUCCCAGCUGCUUUUCAUGCAGGCCAAAGUGCUGAGUGGCGCCUGCAGUCAGAUGGCCACGGAGUACAGCAGCCCAGAAGAGUUGCUGCUCACACUGACGCACAGCUUCCACACACUGUGUUGUUUAACGCAAGCCUGCAUGUCACUAGUGGAAGGCCUGAGCACCGAGACCAAACGGCGAGAGGUGGUAGCCAAGGUGGAUGCGGUCGUCAUGAACUACGUGUGUCUGCUGAAAGCUGCUGAAGCGGCUUCAGGAGGCUCCGCCAGUGACCAAAGUGUGAAUGCAUUGAUACAUUACUCUGCCACCAUGUCUGCUAUUAUAAACACACUAACUCACUCACUGACAACACUGCUCAACAAAAAAACUGUUGUUAUUUUAUCUUGAUUAUUGAUUUUAAAGCCAUACAUGAGAGACAUGGGUUUAACAACCAAUGUGAACUGCUGUGAAAAAAAAUAAACUUGCCUUGUGUAUACAAUAUUUUAUUAUGUAAAGAAAAUAUAAAAUUAUAUGAAUAAUUAAAGUUUUAAAUAGAUUAUAUUGAGGUCUCUAUUAAGAAGCAUAUGACCCUCUCAAGUAUAUUAUCUAUAAUUACAUAAUAGGGAUUAUUUUAAUGAUUUAUUGGUUAUAUUAGGAGCUUAACAUGUAGAUUACUACCACCUUGUUAGUACCUUGUUUAUAAAUUGUAAAAAUAUAUAUUAUGUUGAAGAAACGCAUACAGUAUAUACAGCUCUAGACAAAUCAUUGCACAGGACAAGACGUGAUGAAAUCAAAGUAAUGCAUAAAACUUUACCAUUUUCUGGAGUCACUUAAUUUAACAAAUUCUUUACACAUGAACACUGAGUACUUUGUUAUUUUUGUCAACAUCAUUAAAGAAAAUAAAACUUU
This is a messenger RNA of Acanthochromis polyacanthus (spiny chromis), 1768 nucleotides long. RefSeq lists its product as uncharacterized. NCBI's taxonomy places the organism in Eukaryota, Metazoa, Chordata, Actinopteri, Pomacentridae. Bases 83 to 1267 code for a protein of 394 amino acids. The transcript has a single exon. The record is from RefSeq and is a predicted model, not a curated record.